GUUCACUCGUAUAUUCGGAGCAGGAGUGUCAAUGCUCCUUGAGCUUUGGCAGACGAAGCACCUUCACUUUAUUGCACUCAAGGCAGUAACAGCAAAUCAUCGAUGCCAAAAGAAUGGACUGCAUCUACAAGAUGAGUGUUUAUCUGCCUUUUUUUUCUUCUGGAUAAAUGAAGAGAUUUUUUCACGAAAAAAAAAAGUAAAGACACGUUUGACUAAUGACUGUCUUGCAAGGACUUAUUUCAACUGACACAAAGCGUUUUUUCAAAAGUUCGCCUUCUUCAAGACAUCUACAAGAUCUUCAAAACAUCCACUGCAUAAACUUUUUUCCUUUACCUCAACAAUUCUUCAGGAUAAAUCAUGGUGAAGUGAAGAGGAAUGAUAUGUUGUAUUCUUGGAGGCACUGUGGUAGCUUGAGAUUGUAAAAUCGCACAAGUAUGCCUGUGUCAAAUCAAGCCACCGUCUGACGGACCCCCAACUUCUAAAAAAGAAAUCGUAUGUGUUCCAAGUCACAUAAGCCGUGACGCAUAUCAGGAAUGUCAUUUUACUCAUCGCUGGGGCUUGUUCACUUUCUUAACUUUAACACCAAGAGUCUGCUUUUAGUCUGGAUGUUCUUUUAAUCUAUAAUCAUGAACUGCACCGAAUCAUCUUCUGAUAACAUCAAUUUAGAUUAUACAUUCUUGAUUCCUGUGGUGAUCAUCAUCAUCAUCAUUAUCGUGGGCAACCUGCUGGUCAUCAUUGCGAUAGCACGGACGGGCGUGCUUCAGACCGUAACCAACAUCUUCAUCAUGUCAUUGGCAUGCGCGGAUCUCAUCAUGGGGGUGAUGGUGGUGCCCCUCGGUGGCACCAUUAUUGUGACAGGUUGCUGGCACCUCGGUAAUAUAUGGUGCAAAUUAUGGACGUCUGUAGAUGUCUUGUGUGUGACUGCCAGUAUUGAGACACUUUGUGUGAUCGCAGUGGACCGAUAUAUUGCAAUCACAAGACCCCUCCGCCACAAAGUGCUACUUAGCAAGUGGCGAGUUCGACUGAUUGUAUGCUUAGUAUGGGUCGUGUCUGCUUUAACGUCAUUCCCACCUAUAAUGACUGACAUUUGGAAGGCUGAUGAUGAUAUUGCUAAACAAUUUUAUAAGAAUAAUACAUGUGAUUUUAUCACCAACAAAGGUUUUGCGAUUGUAUCAUCAGGCAUUUCCUUUUACAUCCCUCUGCUCAUCAUGAUUUUUGUUUACACCAAGGUGUUUAUCAUUGCUACGAAGCAAGUGCAACUAAUAGGAAAGAGCCGGCAGCGGUUCCAGAAUGAAAAUGCGGCAAGCAACGGCAACUACAACCUACCAUCAAGUCCAAGCAGUAGCAGUCUUUCUUCAGCCAGACGGAAAUCCUCUAGACGAAGGCCAUCCAGAUUAAGUGUUGUGAAAGAGCACAAGGCUUUAAAGACACUCGGUAUCAUCAUGGGAUGCUUUACACUCUGCUGGCUGCCAUUCUUUAUAGCCAACAUCAUUAACGCCUUUUUUCCCAACCUGAUAGAAUCAGAUAAAUUCCGAUUAUUAAAUUGGCUUGGUUACAUCAACUCCGGCCUCAAUCCCAUAAUCUACUGCAGAAGCAAAGAAUUCCGUACAACCUUCAAAAGCCUUCUAGGAUGCCCGUGGUUGCAAAUACCGAGCAUGAACUACCUUUAUAAGGAACUUAGGACUCGAUGUCCGUGUUUUCUGGGCUUGCCAGAAGUAGCCAUGAACGGAGCUUUCCAGAAGGUUGCCAGCUCACAAGGGACAAAGUCGGACCGUGUGCCGCAGGAAGAUGGGCAAGGAAGUCUAGGUAGCAGUCAGAGCAGCUACAAAAGUGAAAAGCCUUCGCCGGGACCUGCACGCUCCAACGGCAGCACACACUUCAGCGACUUCUCCGAAACAGAAACAGAGUUUUCCACCUUACAGCGGCUGGGAGAAUGAGAGUCCAGAGCUUGGCAGAAAAACAGAGCAGGAAAGCGAAAGGAAAAAGAGAGAAUGCGAGUGCAAGCUAAUUUCAGCCAAGAUUGGAUAAACUUUCUGGCCAGCAGGCCAAGGACUGCACAAGAGCCACAAAAGCAACCUCACAAAAUGACUUCGAUGAAAUACACACGCAAGAUAAACCGAAUGGGAACGGCUGAUCGGACGGUGACACGCACAGAGACGGCUCACGCACAAAAGCGGAUGGACACGCCGGAGAACAAGUCCAGGCUGCUAUUACUUUUUAGCCUAUAGGGCAAGAAAUAAAAAAACUGGAUCAAACCAGUUAAGCUGGGUCAGAGUGAUGGACAACAAUUUACAAGGGGCUUGUGGAAGCCAAGUUAGAUCUGGGUGACGUGAAGUAGUCUCAAAGCAAUCAAAAGUUUGCAGACUUUCUCACAGGUCGAAUCCAUCCCAGCGAGUUUCUAUCUUUCAUAAGCAAGGACUUGAAAAAAAACACUUUUGGCGCACAAACACCUACACCCGACAUUUUUAUGAUUUUUUUUUUAAAGCACAACGGAUGUAGUCUGUCAUUUAGAAUAUAGGAAAAUAGUGGUUGAAACCAAAUUUUGUACUUAAUGUUAAAUUAUUUCCUAUUUAUUUUAUUCCCCAAUUUUACCUGUGAAUGUGCAAAGAGUUUAUAAGAACGAUACAGGUGUUCAUGUCGUACAGGUCCAUGUCUGUUCACUGACAUGUAUAGCUAAUAGUAUGGUAGCUUUUUCUGUUUGUUUGUUUUUUUUCUUCUUUUUGUAUUAAAAAAAGAGUCCUUUAUAAGCUGCGAACACAAUGUGCACACAAUUUAAAACCCUAGAGCUCACCUCCAGGAAAAUAAAUAAAUAAAUAUAUAUAAAAGAAAAAAAGGAGAAUCUAGGAGAAUUUAGAGCUGCUAAGGUUUCUAAUAAUUCGUUCAAACACAAACACAAAAAAAAUUGAUGUGUAGCCUCAGUCAUCUAAUCCCUGAGGCAUGACAAACAAUAUUAUUCUGUAUUAUACUUUUGUUUAACUAGCAUUUUAUACUAACACACAAAAAAAUCCCCCAACCUAAAAUUUAUUCUAACAUUAAAAGAAAAACAACUGAUUACACUUUCUCUAGUGUAACGCAGCGGUCUUUCAUUAUCAGGUGCAAUCGUUGAGAUUUCAAUUUCUGCCAGGAAAGUAACUGAAAAAAGAAAAUGAAUAAUAAUAGGAAACGCAAUGACGGACACAAUUUCUGUGGAUCUCAGGAUAUUUGUUGUGCCCUCUGACACAGUUCUUGUUUGUUUGCUUGUUUUUGUUUUUGUUUUGUUUUGUUUUGUUUCAGAGGAAUCAAUCGGUAGCAUCUGUACUGCUUUCGAGCUGUGUACAUAAUUCCUUGUUCAAUGUGACUUUCUUAUAACAUUAAUAAAGCGUAUAAAUAACAGGAUGUAAAAAAAAUAUAUAUCCAGGGCUGCACAAUGUUAAAUAAGAGAGAGAGAGAGAGAGAUUUAUUACAAUGCUAUCAUUGCGGUCUUUAUAAAUUGGUUAUUGUGGUCAAACCGAUUAAAUAAAGCCUAAUCCUGGAGUUAUGAGCCAUUCUUAGUAGAGAUUUAACCGUUCAACUUAAGAAUUUUACUAAAGCUAAUCCCUUAAUACUAAAACACGGCCAUCAUAAGACCAGUCACAGACCGUUUGAACAGAUUACUGGAAGAGCAGCACUACUUCGAAGCCAAAAAUGCCUUAUUUUAAUGUAAGUGUACCACUAUAUACACACACACGUCACACAGCGUUGAUUGUGAUUGUAUGAUUCAUUAUGCAGCCCUAUAAAAAAAUAUAAAUAAAUUAAUUAAUGAAAACUUAAAGAUUCUGAUUCAAUUUUUUGUGUUUUGGUUUUAAAAAAAGGAAGGAACGGACGAACGAAUGAAGGAAGAGGGGAUGGAACGUAAAAGGAAGUUAAGGGAAGAAAGUGAAAAAAGGAAAUAACGGAAGGAAGACAUAGAAUAAAGAAGAAUGCAGUGAAAAAGGAAGCAACAAAGCAGAAGAAAGAAGGUUAUGGGAAGGGAAGAUAGUGUAAAAAGUAAGGGAGGAAAUUAGCAAGCAAAACAAGGAAAGAAAGGGAAGGAAUGGAAAAAUGGAAGGAACAAAACUGAAAGAAGGAAUUAAGAGGAAGGAAGAAAGGAAAGGAGGAAAGCAAAUUACUGAUGAAAGGUAAAAAGUCAAGAAGGGCACAAGCAAUAAUAGAAAAGGAACAAGUGAAAAAAGGGAAGGACGUUAAAAGGAAGAAAGGAAGUUACAUGUCUGGAGGGAAGAAAGAAAAGAAGAUAGGAAGGAGCGACUGAGUGGCAGAAAGGGAAGGUAGGAAUGAAAGGAAUGGAAAGCAGGUAGAAACGAAAGAAUGAAAGCAAUAUUAAAGUAAGGAAACAAUUAAGAAAACGGAAUGAAAUGAAGGGAGCUAAGGAAGGAAGAAAACAAUCAGAAAAUAAAAUUUUUUAAAAAGUGGAUAAAAGAAGAAAGCAAAAAAGUGUAAACUGGUUAUUAACGCAAACAAAAUAUAUGUAUUUAUAAUGUACAAAUCUUAUAUGCUUGAAAUGCAAAAAAAAAGCAUUUCUUGAAAUCCAAAAACUUUCUAAAGCUCUCUUUCGAAAUCUCACAAGGUUCUCCAAGUUAAGCCAGAUAAAGCUUGCAGUGAUAAUGGAAUUAAACUGGCAUGACUGUUUUAUCAACUCUAGCAGUUUCUUCAGCUCAAACGUACAUCCG
Messenger RNA from Clarias gariepinus (North African catfish), 4685 nucleotides. It is a transcript of the gene adrb3a, whose product is annotated as adrenoceptor beta 3a. Gene Ontology annotation, molecular function: epinephrine binding; beta3-adrenergic receptor activity; norepinephrine binding. Gene Ontology annotation, cellular component: membrane. The transcript is spliced from 2 exons. The record is from RefSeq and is a predicted model, not a curated record. Lineage: Eukaryota; Metazoa; Chordata; Actinopteri; Siluriformes; Clariidae. Gene Ontology annotation, biological process: adenylate cyclase-activating adrenergic receptor signaling pathway; norepinephrine-epinephrine-mediated vasodilation involved in regulation of systemic arterial blood pressure. The coding region runs from base 627 to 1937 and encodes 436 amino acids.